Messenger RNA from Capsella rubella, 1123 nucleotides. RefSeq names its product UBP1-associated proteins 1C. Gene Ontology annotation, biological process: rRNA processing; negative regulation of transcription by RNA polymerase II. The transcript has 6 exons. The record is from RefSeq and is a predicted model, not a curated record. Gene Ontology annotation, cellular component: nucleolus. NCBI's taxonomy places the organism in Eukaryota, Viridiplantae, Streptophyta, Magnoliopsida, Brassicales, Brassicaceae. The coding region runs from base 73 to 924 and encodes 283 amino acids. Gene Ontology annotation, molecular function: DNA binding; zinc ion binding.
UACCCAAAAUUUGAUCUCUGCUUGAAAAUUUUCCCACAAAUCUAAAAUUCAAUCAUCGGAAAGAGGAAAACGAUGGUUUGGUUUCAAUGCGAGGACUGUGGAGAGAAUCUGAAGAAGCCAAAGCUCCCGACUCACUUCAGGAUGUGCAGUGCCACAAAGCUAUCGUGCAUCGACUGUGGAGAAAUGUUUGGGAAAGAUAAUGUACAAGGACAUAACCAGUGCAUUACUGAAGCUGAGAAGUAUGGUCCAAAAGGGCAGUCAAAGUCAUCUAAUGGCACACCUGCAAAGCCAAAGGAUAGCACGAAGCAACAGCCUGACUCUGAUAUAAAUGUUGGCUUAUCCAACCGAUAUCCAUGGUUUUGUAGUAUAUGUUACACAAAAGCUACUAGCCAGCAGACUUUGCUUGCCCAUGCGGAUGGGAAGAAGCACCGAGGAAAAGCAAAAGCCUUCCAUGCUAGACAACAACAACAAUCUGGACAAUCCACGGUUGAUAAGAAGGAUGGAAUCGAAAACGCUUCUAAUGGUGAUUCCGAACUGAAGAAAGUGGAUUUACCUGUCCCCUUGGGUGUUGCAAAUGGAGAUUUGCAUGCUGAUAAAAAGAGAAAGCUAGAGACUUUAGAUGAUACGAGUAAAGGUGAGGUAGUUAAAGCCGAAGAAGCAAAAGGAGGUGAACUAAAGAAAGCGAAGAAACAGGACCAUGAGAAGAAAAUCAAUUGGAAGAAGUUGAUCACAUCGGCUUUGAAGUCUAACGAAGAUAAAACUUUGAAGAUAAAGAAACUGAAAAAGCUCGUUCUGGAAUCUCUUCUGGAUUCAGGAAUAACUCGAGACAAAUCUGAGCUCAAGGCAGAGCUAGAGCUAAAGGUGAACUCGAGCUCCAGAUUCGUGAUAGACGGGAAGUAUGUGAAACUAGUGGCUAAAGAUUGAUUCUACUUCUUGAGACAUGCCUAUUCGACUUGGGGUUACCCGUCACAGUUUUGUCAUGUGAUUCAUUGCUAUUACUGUCUGUACCAAAUGUGGAAUUUCAUUCAAACUAUCGUAUUUUCUUGACUGAUAUGUUAGGCUCCAAAAUCCAGUUUUUGAACGUUAAACCCGAGUAUUUGGUAAAUUAAAUUAUGAAACUGCC